UUAUUUAGUCUUUAUUCGCAAGUUGGACAUCAGUUACUAUUGUUCUUAGUUUAACUGAGCCAACUAAAGCUGUUGACAUGUCGUACAUUUUGUUUGUGUUAUUUUUAUUUUACGGUCAGGUAUAUCCCCUAGCCCCUCACAAGCCACAAGCAGACACAUUCCUAGACUCGUUGGCACACAAACUGAAACUCGAGACGUGGGAGCGAGACGAGGUGCCGUGUUUGGAAAGUGUUUUAAAUGUUUUGGAAAACGUGAAGAAUCAUACUUUGUGGGCAGAUUGGAUUUGGAAUUCCAAUGCCCUACCAACAGGCAAUCUAUACGGAUCCUUCAGGCAUUACGCGAGCUACGACCAAUGUCUCAAGCCACCAUGGCUGCACACCCAUCCACAAAUGAAGACCAAGUACUGCUUCACCGACUUUCUCCUAUCUGACGAGAGUGAUGUCAAAACAGUUGCAGAUUACGACCCCUUGGGGCCAACCAUGCAAUUUAUUAAUUCACCAUCUCCGUCUGGUUUGCCUGUAAACCACAUCAUGUGGGGUAUAUGUAUACCAGCAGUAUGCUCAUCUACAGCGGUCUCUAAACUGACCAAAGUGAUGUAUGAGUCAGCUACAUUGAGCAGCAUAGCGUCUGACGUCACGGUGAAACACUGCCAGGAGGCUGGGGAGAGCCCGCUCUACUCCACCGGGUUUUAUACCUUCAUGGUAUUAGUAUUGUCGCUGAUAGCAACUGCUGUUGGUUCUACAUACUAUCGCAAGCAUGUACCAGCUGCUGAACAAUCCACGAACUAUUUAAUUAAGAUCAUAACGAAAUCCUUCUGCAUGAACAACAAUCAAGAAGAUUUGACAAAAGUCAAUAAGGAUGAAAUUCACGUGUUGAACGGUAUCAGGUUCCUUACUUCAGCUAUUGUCAUAUCUAUGCAUGUGAUCUUCUAUAUGUCAGUAGCUGGUAUAAGCAAUUUAUUGGAUGUUGAUGAGUUUUUAGAAGGCGCUGGUGGGCUACUUCUUCAUUUUGAUCUCUUCGUGGACACGUUCUUCACUAUGUCUGGUCUACUUCAUAUCAAAGGUCUCAUGAAAAGACGGCAGAGUCUUUUAGGUGUACUUUGGAAACGUUAUAUAAGAUUAAUAGGACCAUUUGCGCUAAUAGUCUUCUAUUUGAUAUCUGUCUCCAAGCACUACAGUCCUGGCCCUGCCUGGAUUGGGGUCGAUGAGACAGAUAUUUGCGAGAAACAUUGGGUAAAGAGUUUGCUCAUGAUGAAUUCGGAUGUAAGGCACAUUUGUCAUGCAGUGACGUGGUAUUUGCCCUGUGACUAUCAACUGACUAUCCUGGGCACUUUUCUCUUCUUCCUCUAUCAGAGGAACAGAAGUUUUGGAUUCGUCUCUUAUGCGAUUGUUGCUGCCUUCUCCAUCGUCAUUCCUGGAACAUUGACGUACUUGUAUCAGUUUCCUGGAGUGCUUUUCUCGGAAUAUGGUAAGUAUGUGAUCCGCUACCGCGACACUUGGGAGAUCAGCUUAAUCUACACACCGUUCUACAGCCGAGCCAGCACCUACCUCGUCGGCGUCGCCAUGGGCUACUUCAUGUGUAUCUACAAACCUGGUGAUUAUAGGAAAUCUGUUUCUAAAAAAUGGUCCAUAAUUGGUGUAGCUCUGAGUUUCAUCACAAUGGCAGCCACGAUGUCGCUCGGUUAUGUCUUCAAACAAAGACAGUAUGACCCAGUAGAAGCUGUCGUCAUCGCAGCUACCAACAGGAUCUUCUGGGCUGCUGCCAUCUGCUGCAUUAUAGGCAUGUGUGAAUAUGGAACUGUUCCUAUAGUCUCCGAGAUCCUGAACUGGCCGGUGUUCACGCCUCUCAGUCGACUUUCCUACGGCAUUUACAUGAUCCAUCCCAUCAUCGUACAGAGGCACAAGCUGGCACAAAGAUCGCCUCAUACCUUCGACACCUUUUGCAUGGUUUACGACGGUUUUGCAAUCCUGACGAUGUCAAUAGGACUCAGUUACGCGAUGUGGCUGUUUGUGGAGGCGCCGCUGAUCAACAUCACCAACCAACUCUUCUUCAACAAGUCAAAUGAAAAAGAACCAAAUAAAACCCGUGAUGAGAAUGGAAUCCAACAUCAGAAUGGAGUAACUAAGAAUAACGUUUCGUUCAACAAAAUGAAACUGGAUGAAGGUAAUUACGAGAAUGGAAUCCAACAUCAGAAUGGAGUAACUAAAAGCAAAAUUUUAUAACAUUUAAUUCUGAAAUUGUAAUUGUAAUUCUAAAAUGUGAUAUAUUGUAGCAAAAUAUAUGAUAAUAAAUUAAUAUAAUUGACACUAAUAACAGUUUAGGUUAUUUUAUAAAUAAAUAAUUAUAACUGUUUGU
This is a messenger RNA of Spodoptera frugiperda (fall armyworm), 2355 nucleotides long. Its product is annotated as nose resistant to fluoxetine protein 6-like. The coding region runs from base 78 to 2222 and encodes 714 amino acids. Lineage: Eukaryota; Metazoa; Arthropoda; Insecta; Lepidoptera; Noctuidae. The transcript has 15 exons. Gene Ontology annotation, molecular function: acyltransferase activity, transferring groups other than amino-acyl groups. The record is from RefSeq and is a predicted model, not a curated record.